Messenger RNA from Meleagris gallopavo (turkey), 5065 nucleotides. The record is from RefSeq and is a predicted model, not a curated record. NCBI's taxonomy places the organism in Eukaryota, Metazoa, Chordata, Aves, Galliformes, Phasianidae.
GCUGGCUUGCAUUCUUGAUUCAGGAAACACGGGUAUUGAGAGGAAAAAAUUGAUAGUUCUCAUCAGCUCACAGAGCUAGAGCUGAUAGAAACAAAAAUAAUCGAUAGACUUCUAAAAAAAAGCUGGUUGUGCUAGCAGGUGCUUGAGUACCAUCAGCUUAGGAGCUGAAGCAGUGAAAAACCUGAAUCUAAGCUUCCCCUUAUUGCAGUCAGCAGAAGUAUCCACCUUCUUUCUCUUGAACAGUGCUUGUUGGAAAAAAGCAUUGCUAUUGAAGUGGAGUAGGGAACAGUUAAAACCUCAAUUACACGUGUAUUUUAAGUGAGUGAGAUGGCUCAGUUAUGUAAAGUAGUGUGGGCAUAUAGAUGAUGUUAGACUCCAUCUUCUGUUUAUUUAAUUGCUUCACAGUGUUUUUUGAGAGGGUUUUCAGCAUCUCAUAGUAAACCAUUAACCAUAUUUAUUAACUAUAAUUCAGAGAUCAGCAGUCACUUUUUUGUAUAUGUGCACAGACAACAGCUAAUCCAAAACUUAAGAACAUGGAAUACUGUCAGCUGCCAUUAUCAGAACAUUUUGUUAGUUUAAUUUAUACAAAGGAACAAGUUGUAUGGCAUGUCAAUCUGCUUUUGCGAUAAAUCAGUAAGAUCCUUGGGCUUGAAUUUGAUACAGUGCCCACACUGUGUAUUUUGCAAAUAGAAAUCAGAAGGAUAUCUGAAUAUCUCUGCGUUUUUCCCUAUUUUAUACAAAAUAUUGACAAUGACAUGAUUAAGCAAUUUGAAAUUUUAGUGACUAUAACAUUACUGUAUAUUGCUGAUGUCUGAUGGAGAACCUGAAAUGAUUGCAAACUUGGUAAGCAGAGAGGGGAACCUCGAGUGAGAGUGCGUGAUAUAAUGUGUUUUGUGUUACGUCUCAUAGUCCUGUUUGUAGGUUGUUGUUUGUUGUUUGUUUGUUUGUUUUUUCCCUACGUUUAAUUUGGUCUUUAAAUGAAAGAAAGAAGUUACUGAUAUUUUUAGAGUAUAAAAUCUGUAAGGACUUAUUACGUCUGAAAGAAUGGCUGCAUGUAUUCCUUGGAAGCUAUGAGGGUAAGAAUUGAACGUGCAGAACAUAAUACACACUGGGAAGAAGAGCAGACUUCAGACUAUUUAGACACUUACCUUUUAGUGUCAAGUUUAAAAACUGCAGCAUCUGUCAGUACUAUUUCAGGAAGGGUUUCUGUAAUACACAGUAUAUUCUGUAGUUAAUUCAUAUGCCUUGGCUGAGUUUAUUGAAAUUUUUGGGGAAAAUACUUCAAAAAUAAAUAAAUAUUUGAUUGGUAUGUUUGCUGAAAUAGACAGUGGUGGUGAUGCGUCUUAUUAAAGAUGAUAUUUUUAAAAAUUAUUUUACUUCAUGCUUUGAUAAUACAUAAAGUCAUGUGAGUACAGAAUCUUUGGAAAAAGAGAAUUAUGCUUGCCUUAAUAUGUAAGAAUUAAUAUUUGAGGUCUUCUCAGUUAUCCUUAAUACUCAUCACAAAAAUGUAACAAGAUUGACAGGUGGAUGGCAAGCAUGAAAAGGUUCCAGUAAAAGGAAUACUCUUGCAGAAGGACAACAUCUAUUAAAUUGUCUUCUUGUGGGUAAUGUUCCAUGUACUGAAGUUAUGCUGGUGAUGAUGUAACACAGUUGCUGUAGUCAGCUUGAGUAAAUAGAAAAGUUAAUGUACAUGUCUGGCUUGUUUUUACCACGUUUUGCUUUUUUUUACAAAAUAUUCUAGCAAUGUUUUUCUUUAUUCGGAUGUGUCUUAUUUUUUCAUAAUACUUCUGCUUUAGGUCCCGUUUCCCACUGAUCUUUGCAGCAUGGGGCAAGGAAAUUCUUGUAAAUAAGAUGUUUCAAUCUAGACUUAUGAAUCCUCAUCAAGAAACUGUUCUUGUAAUUAAGAAUAACUGGAUUCCUACUGCACAAGCAUGGAAGUGGUCUUACAUUAUCGACCACAUCAGAGAGAUCUGACAGAACUGCAGAAAUUUGCAGAAGCAGCAGUGAAGGAAUUUCCCAUUCGUCAGUUACCAAGAUUCACACCCUGGUUUCCAAAUGAUUUGUACAGACUUCCGCUCAAACCAAAAAAGCAGCCACCUGUUAUUUCUUCUGAGGAAGCAGAAGAAUUGAAACAACUUACUACACCUUCAGAAUAUAUUGUAGAAUCUCCUAGUUAUGACUGCACAAAAAAUCUCCUUGAAUUUCAGUCUGAUGUGAAUCACGGGCAGACUUUAAUCCACACACAAAAUGGCCGCAGGCAAAUUAACUUGGAAAAUCAAGGAGAACCACCAUCUAAUGAAAAACAGAAAUUGAAAAGGUCUUGGAGUGUCUCUCUCAAUAGCCCUAAGCUUAAAGAAAAGAUUCUUCCUCUAUCUAAAGAACUUCAAAACAAUUUGGAAAGACUUAAAUUGCAUGCAUUUUAUAGAGCAAAGUGGACAAUUGAGCAGUCUAAUUGUAGUAACCAGAACUUGGAGGACAUCUGGAUAAAAUUAAAUAGACUUAUCAAGCAGAACGAAUUGCCGUCUUGCAAUGCUACUAUCCAAAGAUCUUUGGGACAGAUAUGGAUUUUCUGUGAUAUACUAUACUGUGAAUAUAUUAGAAAUAUUCUUAGGGAAAAGCUAAGCCUUACUGAUAAAAUGGAUUUGUUUGUACAUAAAUUUGGAAUUAUAUUUAGUUUAUAACUGUAAGAUAGUUUUAUAACAAUAUUGUUGUCUGAAGUAGUUUCUAGGUAGCUUAGUUUUUAAGGAUCUUAAAAUAUACAAACUUCAGAACAGCUGAUGAAUUAAUUAGGAGAAAAUAACUUCGCUACUUUACUACAGUUUUCAAGCUAUAGUAGCGUAUUUAAGUUUUUUUUGUUGGGAAAAUCAUUAAUGGGUCAAUGAAGAUUAGUAUGUUUGUUUGAUUUAAUGCAGUAUUCUAUGUUUUUUUUUUUUCUCAUCCUUUGCCUAAAGGAAAAAAAAACCAAAACUUCUGCACUUAAUUUCUCCAGGAUAUUCCCUUUGGAAUUUUGCUUGUUUUUCUUCAUAUGAUAAUGUUUGAAUAGUAAUAUUUUAUUGUAGAUAUUGCAUACCUCUUUGUAGUUUAAAAGGAUGUUGCUCAAUUUGGAACAUUGACAUGCAUUUUUAAACUUUGGCUGAAGGCUAAAUGUUCUGUAUUAUAAUUUGAUGCAUCUGUGGGAUUUAAUAUUACUGCUUAGCAAAACUGAUACGACAAAUGACUGAAGUAACUAGCUGUCACUAUUAGUUGUAAAGCUUAUGUAGCCAACUUAAAUCAGUGAAAUUACUUCUCUGAUCUUAAAGAUAAUAGUAAGGAUGUUACUUUGUGCUGUCAGAAUUUUUAGAGAUACAAUGGAGUAAGAUGGAAAAUGUUUUAGUAAGUGUUACUUUUAUAUUUAGAAGCUGAGAAGAAGAGCAAGAGAUAAUCUGUAAUGUACAAGAACAAAAUACUUUAGUAGUCUCAUUAAAUCCAGUAAUCUAUGUAUCUUAAUUUGUGCAUUCUGACUUAACUCUAUGGUGUAUAUUUUUAAUUUUAUUACUGUUAUCUUUAUUUUAAACUUGAGCUGUAACUCUUCCAUUAUAAGUAGUCAGUUCUAGCUAUAUAAACUUGUUGUAGAUUUGAAGAGGUAACUGUCUAUAAUACAACACUACUAUAUUCUUUAAAUACACUUAGGACUUAACUAAGAAAACAUUCCUUGGUGGUAGAAAGGCUUUGCAAAGAGAUAAGAGUGCUGGACACUCACCAAGUGCCUGAGUUAUAAUGUACAAGUGCCAGUUUCUGUGCCUGGAGCGUGCAGACUUGUGGAUGAGAGGCUGCAGAGCAGCCCCCAUAGAAAACCCCCAUAGUUUGUGUUCUGGCUGAUGCCAAGUUAAACCAUGAGGCAGCAGUGUGCCUUGACAGCCAAAAGUAGCAUCCGUGUACUGGUGUGCAGCAGGCUCAGCACUGCCAGUGGGUGAGGGAGGGGUUGUCCCUUCUGUUCUGCACUGUGCAGCCUCACCUCCAGCUCUGGGUGCAGUUUUUCGCCACAAUAUAUGGAGGACUUAAACCUAUUAGAGAGUGUCCAUGGAGGGCUAUGAAGAUGGUAAAAGGGACUGGAGGGCAAGGAGUAUGAGUGUCUGAGGCCUCUGAGUGUGUUCACCGCAGAGGAGAGGCCUGAUGGUGGCUGCAGCUUCUCCCAGGGAGCAGAGGGCUCUGUGACAGCGUCAGGGCCCAAGGGAACGGCAUGGAGCUGUGCCAGGGGAGGGGCAGCUGGGGGUUGGAGACAGGGUCUGCACCAGGGGGCGGUGGGCACUUGAGCAGGCUCCUCAGGAUAGUGGUCACAGUACCAGUCCUGCUCAAGGACCAUCUGGCCAACACUCAGAUGCAGGGUUUGACUUUUGGAUGUCCCGGUGUGGAGCUGGGGGCUGGACCUUGUGACUCUUGUAGAUCCUUUCCAACUUGAUACUCUAUAGUCUUCCUAAAUUUGGAACAGAGAUCAGUGCCACGAUUCAGUUGUAGCUGUCAGGUUUCUGCUGCUUUCUCUUAACUGGCUUAUGACCAAUGAUACUCACUGUGCUACUUGGGUACACCACAGCUGGAGAACUAAACAGUAGUAAAUGAAUGCAGCAUUUAGUUUUUCUAGAGAACUAUUUGUUUUGGGUAGGACCAAUGCAGAAAUGAAGUAAAAAAUUCUAUUUUGAGCUAUCUAGAGCUGCUUUGUUCAUACGCACAUGUGAUUCAGUACCUUUUUCAGUUCCUAUGUUGAAUCCGCUUCUCUACUUUGUUUUGUGUAUUUUGAGACUUUUUGUUUACCUCAUGGUACCAAGCCUUCAGUGGUCAUAUUUUAAUCUUUGUACACACACACGAAAGACAAUGUUUUGAAGUUGUUGUUUUAAAUUUGAAAACUAAGAUUUGUUCAUGUAAAUAUUAGCUUGUGUAGGUUUGCUAUAUGAUAGUAUUAAGUUAAUGUGAACCAGCCCAGCCCACUAUAUGAAAGCAGUUGAAUAUUUUUAUACAGUUGGAAAUAGUGAAUGCUGAGAUGGUCUGUAAGUAGUACAAUAAAGGUGAAAUUGCAGUACGUGUUUCAGUG